Pogoniulus pusillus (Red-fronted tinkerbird) is the source of this 2179-nucleotide messenger RNA. It is a transcript of the gene MEX3B, whose product is annotated as mex-3 RNA binding family member B. Gene Ontology annotation, molecular function: RNA binding. NCBI's taxonomy places the organism in Eukaryota, Metazoa, Chordata, Aves, Piciformes, Lybiidae. The record is from RefSeq and is a predicted model, not a curated record.
GGGGGGGGGGGAGCCGGGAGGGGGGUGGGUGUCCUGAGAACAUCUUAUAUAAACCGGAUUCACUGAGAGGAGGAAAAAAAAGAAAAGAAAAAAGGAAAAACCGAUACAAAAUAUACAAGCGAAAGGCAACAACUCCCCGGUCUCCAGCAGUCGCCCACCCUCCCUUCCCUUAGCUCCUGCUGGCCAUCUGCCUUGGGUUUUCCUUUGUGUCUGAUCCUUUACUACUGAGCCGAGUGCAGGAGGAGGGUGCAACACACGCAGGGACUAUGCCCAGCUCGCUUUUUGCAGACAUGGAGAGGAACGGAGCGGCGGCGGGCGGCGGCGGUAGUGGUGGUGGAGGGGGAGAGACCCUGGAUGACCAAAGAGCCCUUCAGAUCGCCCUGGAUCAGCUCUCCCUAUUGGGGCUGGACAACGAUGAGGCAGGCUCCAUUUACGACAGCGAGCCUCGGAAAAAGAGCGUGAACAUGACUGAAUGCGUCCCCGUGCCCAGCUCGGAGCAUGUCGCUGAGAUAGUGGGGGAGACAAGGUGGGUGACUUGCAUGCGAGGGGGUGUGGGUGAGCGGGGCUCCCUAACCGGUUUUGCCCUCCUCCCCCUUCUUCCCCCCUCCCCUUCGCCCUCCAUCUCCGGCAUCUCGUUCCCAGGUUGUAAAAUCAAAGCUCUGCGGGCAAAGACGAACACCUACAUCAAGACCCCGGUUCGCGGGGAGGAGCCGCUCUUUGUUGUGACGGGCAGAAAGGAAGAUGUGGCCAUGGCGCGCAGGGAGAUCAUCUCGGCGGCCGAGCACUUCUCCAUGAUUCGAGCCUCCCGGAACAAGAACACAGCCCUGAACAGCACCGUUCCUGGUCCCCCGAACCUGCCCGGCCAAACCACCAUCCAGGUGCGGGUGCCUUAUCGCGUGGUGGGCUUGGUCGUGGGGCCCAAGGGAGCCACCAUCAAGCGCAUCCAGCAGCAGACGCACACCUACAUCGUGACCCCGAGCCGGGACAAGGAGCCGGUCUUCGAGGUGACUGGCAUGCCCGAGAACGUGGACCGGGCCCGGGAGGAGAUCGAGGCGCACAUCGCCAUGCGCACUGGUGGCAUCAUCGAGCUGACAGACGAAAAUGACUUCCACGCUAACGGCACGGUCGUGGGCUUCGAGCUGAACGGCACGGGCAGCCUCUGGAGCAAACCCACGCCACCCAGCAUCACGCCUACCCCGGGCCGCAAGCCCUUCUGCAGCUACCGCAACGACAGCUCCAGCUCGCUGGGUAGCGCCUCCACCGACUCCUACUUCGGGAGCAGCACGGGACGGGCGGCGGAAGCCCGCUUGGCUGACUACAGCCCCCCGAGCCCGGCGCUGAGCUUCACCCACAACGGCAACAACAAUAACAAUAGCGCCAAUGGCUACGUGUACGGCGGGGGCGGCGGCAGCGACGUCCUCUCCUCCCCGGAGUGCUGCUCCGAUCUGCCCUUCGACUCUCCGCCCGGCUUCGACCUGGCGCCCGCCCCGCCGCCGGGGUCCGCCCUCAUCUGGCCGCAGUUCGAGCGUGGCCCCGCCGCGCCCCCUUCGCCCGCGCCCUCGCCCGCCGCCGCCUUCCAGGGCGCUGCGCCCGCCAAUGCCAACCUGGCGCUGCUGGUGAGUGGCCCCCGGCGGGGCGGCGGCGCCCCGCCCCCGGCGCGGCUCUCCCCGCCCCUGCACGGCAGCGCGGCAGGGCCCGAGCACCCGCUGGCGCGGCGGGUGCGCAGCGACCCCGGCGGGCGGCUGCUGGCUGCCUCCUACCCGCUCUACGCCAACGGGCUGGGCUCUCACCUGCCGGGGCUGCCUUCCGACUCGUCGGCCUGCUCCUCCUCCUCCUCUUUCCUCCUCUCCUCCUCCUCUUCCAGCUCCUCAUCCAGCUCCUCCUGCUCGUCGUCGGGAGUGCGGCGGAAGGGCAGCCGUGACUGCUCGGUGUGCUUCGAGAGCGAGGUGAUUGCGGCCCUGGUGCCCUGCGGCCACAACCUCUUCUGCAUGGAGUGUGCCAACCGUAUCUGCGAGAAAACGGAACCGCAGUGCCCCGUCUGCCACAGCGCCGUCACCCAGGCCAUCCGCAUCUUCUCCUGAGGGCCGCCGCCGCGGGGAGCGGGCCUGGGGGCGAGGGCCAGUGGGGCCAGGGGCAAGGCCAGUGAGGCUGGGGCCGCCGCCCGCCAAGGGGGAGCAAG